This is a messenger RNA of Mastomys coucha (southern multimammate mouse), 1209 nucleotides long. It is a transcript of the gene Cd320, whose product is annotated as CD320 molecule. The coding region runs from base 89 to 883 and encodes 264 amino acids. Gene Ontology annotation, biological process: cholesterol homeostasis; receptor-mediated endocytosis involved in cholesterol transport. The record is from RefSeq and is a predicted model, not a curated record. The transcript is spliced from 5 exons. NCBI's taxonomy places the organism in Eukaryota, Metazoa, Chordata, Mammalia, Rodentia, Muridae. Gene Ontology annotation, molecular function: protein binding. Gene Ontology annotation, cellular component: plasma membrane.
UCCCCCCUUUGUGUGCGCAUGUGCGAGAAUCAGCGCAUCCUUCUGCCUGCGGCUACAGCUGGAGUAGAGCGGUUCGGCUAGCGGUUGGAUGGCGCGGGGCGGAGCUGGGCGGGCAGCGGCCCUGGGCCUGGUGCUGCAGCUGCUCUUUGGUCUCAGAACUGGCCUAGAGGCCGCUCCGGCUCCAAUCCCGUCUCUGGCCCAUACCGUAGUCCAAGCCUCGGGCUCUAGAGCUGGCUCCUGCCCGACAGACACCUUCCAGUGUCUUAUCAGUGGCUAUUGUGUGCCCCUCUCCUGGCGCUGCGAUGGGGAUCGGGACUGCUCUGAUGGCAGUGACGAGGAAGAGUGUAGGAUUGAGCCAUGUGCUCAGAAUGGGCAGUGCCAACCACAGCCUGCCCUUCCUUGCUCCUGUGAUAACAUUAGUGGUUGCCCUGCUGGCUCUGACAAGAAGCUCAACUGCAGCCGUCCACCCUGUCAGGAGAGCGAGCUGCGUUGCUUACGGGAUGAUAUCUGUAUUCCGCACACAUGGCGCUGUGAUGGCCACCCAGACUGUCCUGACUCCAGUGAUGAGCUCAGCUGUGACACUGACACAGAAACUGACAAGCUACUCCAGGAGGAGAAUGCCACAAGUACAAGGAUUUCUACAACCGUGGAGAAUGAGACCUCUUUCAGGAAUGUUACACUUACCUCUGCUGGGGACUCAUCCCGAAACCCAAAUGCCUAUGGGGUUAUUGCAGCUGCUGGGGUGUUGAGUGCCAUCCUGGUUUCGGCCACCCUUCUCAUAUUGCUCCGCCUCCGAGGUCAGGGUUAUCUGCCCUCAUCAGGGCUCUUGGUGGCUGUGAAGGAGUCGCUGCUGCUGUCAGAAAGGAAAACCUCUCUGAUCUGAGGACACAUGGUUACCACCUGGCCCUGAGUGCAGUCAGACUGGGACAAAGCCGCAGAGGAACAUGCAGGUAGCUGCUGGCUUCUCAGCCUCGAGACCUGGGCUCUUUUGGCCACAGAGAACUUUGAUUUUUAAGCUUCUACAGAUGUGGUCCUAGAGACCGGGGGUCCUCAGACACUCUCUUUAUAUGUGGUGAGCUUGGCUGGAAAAUUGCCAUAGUCAGGACUGAGGGGCUGGCCCCAGGGUGCUCCCAAGAAAUGGGGCUACCAUGGUUUAGACACUCCUGCUGCUCACGUCGAUGGGUGGCUAUUAAAGUUUCUUCACCCCCC